UGGUCUGAGGGGAAAAAUUAGAGAAAAGGGGGAAAUGGGUUGGAUGAGGGGAAAGGGGGUGAAGUGGGCAGGUCUGAAGGCAAAUGGGGGGGCUCGAGGGGGGUUUGGGGGCUACGAGGCCUCUCAGUGGGUGAUUACGCGGGGUGAGGCACUUUUUUGGAGGGUUGCCAGCAGGACAGGGGGCUCCCAGUCACGUGACUGCCCCCCUUCCUCCCUUUCCUUCCUCCUCCCUCCUCCACCUCGUGGGGGGGGGGGUGGAAAGUCCGUCCCCCUGUUAUCGGGGAGACUGAGACCAAAGGUCACCGUCCAAGGAGACGGGGGGGGGUGACACAUCCUGCUCCUCCACCAGCCCUCCAGAACCCCUUGGACCCCGCCAGUUUGGAAGAGGAGAGCAGAUAAACAACUCGCCCCCAAAAAAACAACCCUCCCUGGCCGCCAUGAUGGAGGGUGCCCGGCAAAGGGGGGUGCCCCCUGUAAAAGGGGAGCACCCCCAAAAAGGAGGAGUGGGAGGAGAUGAAGAAGGUGGUGUUGCCUUGAAGAAGGAGAUUGGGCUGCUCAGCGCCUGUGGCGUCAUCGUGGGUAACAUCAUUGGCUCGGGGAUUUUCGUCUCCCCCCGGGGGGUCCUGGAGCAAACUGGGAGCGUUGGACUGUCCUUACUGGUCUGGGGGGGUGCAGGGGUGGUGACAGCAGGGGGGGCCCUGUGCUACGCCGAGCUGGGCCUGGCUGUCCCCCGCCCCGGGGGGGACUACGCCUACGUCAUGGAGGCCUUCGGGGGGCUCGUGGGGUUCCUGCGGCUGUGGCUGCUGGUGCUGGUGAUCUUCCCCACCACUCAGGCCGUCAUCGCCCUCACCUUUGCCUCCUACCUGCUGCACCCGUUCAGCCCCGCCCCCUGUCACAGUCCAGACCCCGCCCUGGACACCGCCCUGCGGCUGCUGGCAGCUGCCUGUGUGGUGCUGCUGACUGGGCUGAACUGGGCCAGUGUGGUGGGGGCCACCCGCCUGCAGGACGCCUGCGCUGCCGCCAAGCUGGGGGCCAUCGGCCUUGUCAUUGUCACUGGUCUCGUCCGCAUUGCACAAGGCAAGCACUUCUGGCUGGACCCGCCCCAGGCUUUCCCGGGGGAGGGCGUGGCUGGUGGGGCGUGGCCAGGGGCAGGGCCCUUGGCCUUGGCCUUUCUCCAGGGCUCCUUCGCAUAUGGGGGCUGGAACUUCCUCAACUACCUCACCGAUGAGCUCAUCGACCCCCCCCGGAACCUCCCCCGCGCCAUCUUUAUCUCCCUCCCCCUUGUCACCCUUGUCUACGUCCUGGCCAAUGUUGCCUACCUCACCGCCAUGUCACCUCAGGAGCUCCUCCAAUCACAGGCUGUUGCUGUGACAUUUGGGGAGAAGGCGCUGGGCAGGGCCUUGGCAUGGGUGAUGCCACUGGGUGUGGCCCUGGCCACCUUUGGGGGAGUCAACGGAUCCCUCUUCACCUGCUCUCGGUUGUUCUACGCGGGGGCGCGCGAGAGGCAGUUGCCGGCCCUGCUGGCCAUGAUCCACCUGGAGCGACGCACGCCCGGCCCCGCCCUCCUCGUCACAUGCUUGUCGACGCUGCUGAUGCUGGGCGCCGGUGAUGUCACAGCCCUCGUUAGCUACGUGGGGUUCGUUAACCACCUCUGGUACGGGGUGGCAGUGGCAGCGCUGCUGGUGCUGCGGAGGCGGGACCCCCACAAGCCACGACCCUUCCGGGUCCCCACAGUGCUGCCGGUGCUGUACCUGCUGCUGUGGGGGUGGCUGGGGGGGGCAGCACUGCUGCGGGAACCACUGCUCUGCGGGCUGGGGCUGGGAGUGUCGCUGCUCCCUGCCCCCCUCUACCUGCUGGCAAUGAGGGGCAAGGGGCCCCGGCUCCCUGCUCUGCGACGGGCCUGCGAUGCCGUGACCCAUUUUGGGCAGCGGCUCUUCCUGGUCGUCUACCCUCAACCUUCACCCCAGGGAGACGACCCCACGACCCACAGUGAUGACCUGACACCCCACGGUGACAACCCCAUGACCCACAGUGAUGACCCCGCACCCCACAGCAACCCAUGGCAACCACUGACCUCCCAGCCCCAUAGUUGAGCGGCCCCGUGGGGCUGCCUCUCCCCAGUGCCUUCCCCUGCCCCAUAGUGCAGCCCCACAGCUGCCCUGGUGCCUUAAUCCCCCUCCAGUCCUGCUAUAGGGCUGCCCCAUGGCAGAACAACCCCUGGCCCCAUGGAGGAGGGAAUUGGCUGGUGGGGUGGGGGUGGUGUCACCUGCGGUGGGCAGGGCUCCCAGAAAGCCCCACCCUCUCCAGGUAAGAACUUGCCCCAUAGCCUCACCCCUGCCCCAUAGAUCUGCCUCAUAGCCUUGCCUCUGCCCCAUAACCCUACCCCAGAGCCCCGCCCCCUUCCCCAUAGACCUUAACCACCCCCGCCCCCAUCUCCCCACAGAUCCGUGGGGCCCAGCUCAGGGAGUGCUGGUUCUGCUGUUUCCCCUCCACCCCUUCAUGCUUGGGUCCCCUUUCUGAGGACCCUGCGCUCAGGGUCAGAUGGUGUGGCCCCCACAUCCCCUCUGUGUUUUUCUGUAGGCCCUAUGUAAACAUUGGUCGAGGGGUUGGGUGUAGCAAUUUUUGUAGGUCCUAUGUAAAUAAAAGUCCUUGCAGUGAA
This is a messenger RNA of Columba livia (rock pigeon), 2659 nucleotides long. RefSeq names its product large neutral amino acids transporter small subunit 2. Lineage: Eukaryota; Metazoa; Chordata; Aves; Columbiformes; Columbidae. The transcript has 12 exons. Gene Ontology annotation, molecular function: L-amino acid transmembrane transporter activity; neutral L-amino acid transmembrane transporter activity. Gene Ontology annotation, biological process: neutral amino acid transport; amino acid transmembrane transport. Gene Ontology annotation, cellular component: membrane. The record is from RefSeq and is a predicted model, not a curated record. Bases 438 to 2093 code for a protein of 551 amino acids.